AUGGCACGUCGCCGGAAAACGUUGCAUGGCCCUGAUCCGCAGAAGGAGAAGUUAAUUACUCCAGAUAAUGGUAUUCAAAAGGAAUUAUCUCCGCUAACUUUUGGUAAUUUUCUACCACAGAAGUUUCAAUCGAUUGAGGAAGGAGAUGAAUUAAGCAGCUCAGAGGAUGAAUCUCAAUUAAAGGCAGUGAAAAUGGAAGAGCAAUUGAACUCAACGGUAAGGCAACUCCAGUAUUCAGAAGCUAGUGGAUCGAGAAAGCCCACGCCUACAGCAGCUGAUGUUGUUCGUGGAAAUCGCAGCUUACAAAUGGGUAAAUCACUUUCAUAUGUGCCUCCAGUUGAUAGAGAAGGUAAGAAAGUGGUUAAACUAUGUGCGGAUGAUCUGAAAGCACAAGAGGAAUAUUGGAAAACUGCUUUGAUAGGGUAUGUGAUUGGGGAAAAUCCGUAUGAAAAGGCUAUGGAGAAUUAUAUGCUUAAUGUGUGGAAUUUUGUAACAAAGCCUAAGAUCCUUAUGCAUGCUGAGGGGUAUUGUAUUUUUCGAUUCAAUUCCACAGCGGACAGGGAUCUAGUGCUGCAAUCUGGACCCUACACAUUUCGAAACAAGCCUGUGGUACUUAGAAUCUGGGAAAUUGACUUCACGUUCAACAAAGAUGUGCUAAGCACAAUUCCAGUGUGGGUGAGGUUCCCAGGGCUGCCGGUGGGAUUUUGGUCUACUGAAGCACUUAGUAAAAUGGCUAGUGCUAUUGGUAAGCCAUUAUACACUGAUCGAUUUACUGCUCACUAUGAGAAAAUCUCCUAUGCUAGAGUAUUAGUAGAAGUGGAUGAUGCUCAUAUGCUCCCUGACCAAAUUGAAGUGGAAACUCCUUAUGGCCAAAUGACUCAAGACAUUGAGUAUGAUUGGAAACCUACCUUCUGCAAUGAAUGUCUAAGAUUUGGACAUGACUCAAUGGAUUGCUGGUAUAAUAUGAAAGAGGAGAAGAAGCAGGAGCAAGGGGAAGAAUCUGAAGGAGAGAAUAAGGGGGAAAGGCAGAGAAAAAGGAAAAAGAGGCAGGGGAAGAUCAUAAAACAAACCUGGGUUGUAAAGCAGAACCAAGUGAAUGAAGAGAAUCAACCAAAAGAAGACACAGUGGAAGUACUACAAUGUAUGAGCAGGAAAACAGAAAACACAGGAGGAAAUGUACUACCUAGAGGUGAUGAAAGGAAGAAAAGCAGCAUAGCUGUCAAUGUGAUCAUGAAUUCAGGAAUGGAGGGACAGAGUGAAAAAGAAAAAUCUGAAGCUGACUACAUUCAGAAGGAGAGAAGUGGUCAUCAAGCUGAGCCUAGACCACCUGAUCCUUUAAAAUCCAAAUGA
Nicotiana attenuata is the source of this 1350-nucleotide messenger RNA. RefSeq lists its product as uncharacterized. The record is from RefSeq and is a predicted model, not a curated record. Lineage: Eukaryota; Viridiplantae; Streptophyta; Magnoliopsida; Solanales; Solanaceae. The transcript has a single exon. The coding region runs from base 1 to 1350 and encodes 449 amino acids.